Myotis lucifugus (little brown bat) is the source of this 1007-nucleotide messenger RNA. It is a transcript of the gene MAFF, whose product is annotated as MAF bZIP transcription factor F. The record is from RefSeq and is a predicted model, not a curated record. Gene Ontology annotation, molecular function: DNA-binding transcription factor activity, RNA polymerase II-specific; RNA polymerase II cis-regulatory region sequence-specific DNA binding. Lineage: Eukaryota; Metazoa; Chordata; Mammalia; Chiroptera; Vespertilionidae. Gene Ontology annotation, cellular component: nucleus. Gene Ontology annotation, biological process: regulation of epidermal cell differentiation; regulation of transcription by RNA polymerase II.
UGAGUGAGUAAUUCCGGGAAGCUCGCCUUACAACUUCGCGCGGCCUCCUGCGCCGCCCGCCCCACAACAAAACUCGGCGCGUCGCUUUCGGGAGCAGGAGCCGGGCUCGGAGCAACCGCCGGUCAGGACCGGAGGGGAGACGGACCGGGGAGCGGGCUGGGACAGCAGCCCGGACGGCAGCGAGACCCGCGCGUGCCAGCGGCGCCAGGCGAAGCGGGCCCGAGGAGGGCCCUGCCAUGCAGAAGCAGGAGGCAGAUGAAAAGGAGGAAGAAUUGGAGACGGGGCCAGAAGGUUUUUCUCUCAAUGGUACUCAGCUGGACAAGCCAGAUGCUGGACAGUGUCAGAGACUGCACCCAUCCACACCUCGUGGGUGCCUGCUCCCUGCCAGGCCCCGUGCUGGCGACAUCAGCACCCAGAGCUGCCUCGGCCUGGUUCCUGCCUGUGGAGCUCCCUGUCUGGUCUCGGCCCAGAGGGUACCUUCUGCAAACAUGUCUGUGGACCCCUUAUCCAGCAAAGCCCUGAAGAUCAAGCGUGAGCUGAGCGAGAACACGCCGCACCUGUCCGACGAGGCGCUGAUGGGGCUGUCGGUGCGCGAGCUGAACCGGCACCUGCGCGGGCUCUCUGCCGAGGAGGUGACGCGGCUCAAGCAGCGGCGCCGCACGCUCAAGAACCGCGGCUACGCCGCCAGCUGCCGCGUGAAGCGCGUGUGCCAGAAGGAGGAGCUGCAGAAGCAGAAGUCGGAGCUGGAGCGCGAGGUGGACAAGCUGGCGCGCGAGAACGCGGCCAUGCGCCUGGAGCUCGACGCGCUGCGCGGCAAGUGCGAGGCGCUGCAGGGCUUCGCGCGCUCCGUCGCCGCCUCCCGCGGGCCCUCGGCGCUCGUGGCGCCCGCCAGCGUCAUCACCAUCGUCAAGUCGGCUCGGAGCCCCGCUCCCGGUCCCGCCCGAGGUCUCGCGCCUGCCCCCGCGCCUGCCUAUGCUUCUAAGUGUCCGGUUGCGCCCUUUCCGUGA